Molecule: messenger RNA, 1538 nt
Organism: Elaeis guineensis (African oil palm)
Lineage: Eukaryota; Viridiplantae; Streptophyta; Magnoliopsida; Arecales; Arecaceae
Product: putrescine hydroxycinnamoyltransferase 1
Molecular function (GO): acyltransferase activity, transferring groups other than amino-acyl groups
Source: RefSeq, a predicted model, not a curated record
AUUUAAUUCCCUCAAAUAACUGGAUCUGUUUGAGGCUUCACAACGCCACCGAUAGAGCGAGAGUGGGAGUAGAAACAGUAUCAGCUCCAAGAAUGGGGAAGACGGUGGAGAUAUUGGAGACCGGCUUGGUGACUCCGAUCGACGACACCCCAAAGCAUGAGAUCUGGCUGUCAAAUCUGGACCUAUUGGUGGCCCGGGGUCACACGCCAACGGUCUAUUUCUACCGGCCCAACGGGGACCCCAACUUCUUCUCGGUGGAGGCCCUGAAGGCGGCUCUGGGCAAGGCUUUGGUGCCAUUCUACCCGCUCGCCGGCCGGUUCGUGGUGGGCCCAGAUGGCCGGGUCGAGAUCCACUGCACCGGGGAGGGGGUUCUCUUCGUCGUCGCCCGCUCCGAAUCGACGGUCGAUGAGUUUGGAGAUUUCGCGCCGUCGACGGAAAUGAGGCAGUUGCUAGUGCCGUCGGUGGAGUCCGGCAACCCACCGUGCAUCUUGGUCAUGUUUCAGGUAACGUUCUUCAAGUGUGGUGGGGUGUGCUUGGGCGCCGCCGUGCACCACCCCACCGCAGAUGGCCUCGGCGCGCUCCACUUCGUCAACUCAUGGGCAGAAAUUGCCCGAGGCAUGGAGCUCGCCGUCCCCCCCUACCUUGACCGCACCCUUCUCCGAGCUCGCUCUCCACCGACGGUGCUCUUCGACCACGUCGAAUACUCACCGAAGCCACAAGCGAAGCCUUCCAGCGGCAGCAAAUACCCCUUCGACUCCGCCAUCCUUAAGCUAUCCAAGAACCAGCUCAAUUCCCUCAAGAACAUCGGCGGCGGCAAGAAGCCCCUCUCCACCUUCAAAGCAGUCGUCGCCCACGUGUGGCGGUCCGCGUGCAAGGCUCGCCAGCUUUCAAGCGAUCAGGAGACCCGACUGUACAUGACCGCCGAUGCGCGUGCUCGCGUUACGCCCCCACUUCCACAAGGCUAUCUUGGCAACGCCAUCUUCAGGACGUCGGGAGUUGCGACGGUCGGAGAAGUGCUGUCCAAUUCGCUCGAGUUCAGCGCCGACAAGGUUCACGGUGCAAUCGUUCGAUUAAAUGACGAAUUCAUCCGGUCGCUUGUGGACUACCUGGAGCAGCUGGAGGAUGUGAGGGGUUUGCACAAGGGGGCGUGGGUGAUGCCGGGCACCGACCUGUGGGUGAUCAGCUGGCUGGGGCUGCCGAUAUAUGAGGCCGACUUUGGAUGGGGGAAGCCGGUGUUCAUGGGGCGUGCGUGCCUGCAGUUCAGUGGGCUGGUGUACAUCAUGAACAACCCCGGAGCUGAUGGUAGUCUCUCGUUGGCGGUGGCGCUGGAGCCAGAGAAUAUGCCAAGGUUCAAGAAGAUAUUCUUCGAGGAUUUGGAGGCUGUGGGGGGAGUGUAGCCAUGGCUGGCUUCUGUAGCUUGUGAGCUCUGGCCUUCUUGUGCCUGUCGGUGUUUAACUGGAUUAUUGAGUUGCUGGUAUUAUGUAUGUCCCCGCUUUCUAGCAUGCGAAUAAAUUUGGUUCUGGAAUUUACUUUCAGCA